AUGAUAGCCAAUUCAGACGUAAUAAAAAAGUACGAAAAGCCAAUUCGUCAAAGCUUAAAAAGUGACAAAAAUCGAAAUAGUGGAGGGACCCUUUUGUCAUGGAAUAAAAAAGCAGCCUCCCUCAAAUCGCGGGACCAAAGUGUCAACAGUUACGAUUCGAGACCUGCUAGAGUCACCAAACGUUCCAUAGUAGAGGUUUAUAUAGAACCCAGAACUUUGGCUGCAGAGAGAGUCGAUUGA
Dovyalis caffra is the source of this 240-nucleotide messenger RNA. The record is from the annotation of a GenBank genome assembly. NCBI's taxonomy places the organism in Eukaryota, Viridiplantae, Streptophyta, Magnoliopsida, Malpighiales, Salicaceae.